Molecule: messenger RNA, 2135 nt
Organism: Syngnathoides biaculeatus (alligator pipefish)
Lineage: Eukaryota; Metazoa; Chordata; Actinopteri; Syngnathiformes; Syngnathidae
Gene: asmtl
Product: acetylserotonin O-methyltransferase-like
Exons: 14
Coding region: 200-1966 (588 amino acids)
Molecular function (GO): nucleoside triphosphate diphosphatase activity; O-methyltransferase activity
Source: RefSeq, a predicted model, not a curated record
UGUCUUUGUUGUGGUUAAAAAUAUCUGGUAUUAAAAAAAAUGUUUUUGAAUCCGGAAGCAAUGUAACACUGUGUGUACACAUGCAUGUCGUAUAUCAAAAAAAUGUCAAUGAAAACUGAGCUGGUAACUCUUCGCGAUGACAGAAUGUCAGUGAAAGCGUCUACAUUGGUACACGCAGCGGCGAGGUGAGCGGACCGCCAUGGUGCUGAACCCGGUCAUCUCCAAACUGGCUGGUAAACUGGUCGUGCUGGCCAGCGCGUCCCCACGGCGACUGGAGAUCCUUCGCAACGCCGGCCUGCGCUUCGAGGUGGUCCCGUCCUGGUUCAGAGAAACUCUCGACAAGCGACGGUUCAAAGCGCCGCACCAGUACGCGGUGGAGACGGCCAAGCAGAAGGCGCUGGAGGUGGCCAGGAGGAUGCCCUGCAAUCACCUGAAAACUCCGGACAUCGUGAUCGCAGCUGACACCAUCGUGACUGUCGAUGGCAUGAUUCUGGAAAAGCCACGAGACAAGCAGGAUGCCUACAGGAUGCUCUCCAGUUUGAGCGGGAAAGAGCACAGCGUCUUCACGGGCGUCGCCGUCGUCCUGUGCCGCGACAAAGCAGGCGACGAGGAUUACCACAUCGUGGAGUUCUACGAAGAAACCAAAGUGAAGUUCGCCGAGCUCUCGGAGGACCUGCUGUGGGAGUACAUUGACAGCGGCGAGCCCAUGGACAAGGCCGGCGGCUACGGCAUCCAAGCGCUCGGCGGGAUGCUGGUGGAGUACGUGCACGGAGACUUCCUCAACGUGGUGGGUUUCCCCCUCAACCACUUCUGUAAACAGCUGGACGCGAUUUACAACCAACGAGGCGGUUGCCGCCCGCCGGCCGGAAGCCCCCCGGCGCCUGCCCCGCUCGACGGCUCGCCAGGACACGCUGAGGGAGCGGGACCGGCGGCGGCCGCCGGGGGGCGCUCAAACGAGCGUGAGGACAGCGAAGAAGCCAGAAAGGACCUCGACAAAAUCAUUCAACUGAUGGAUGGAUUCAAAGCGUCCAAGGCCCUGUUCACAGCCUGCAAGCUGGGCCUGUUCGACCUGCUGCGGCGCAGGCCGGCGUCGGACGCGGCUCAGGUGGCCCUCCAGCUGCAAACCUCCCUCGAGGGAACCCGACGUCUGCUGGAGGCCUGCAGCUCGCUCAAACUGCUCAAGACCACAACCGGUGAGACGCCCACGUACGAGAACACGAAGCUGUCGGAACGCUUCCUCCUGUCCGACGCGCCGUCCUCGCUGCUGGGCUACGCGGCGCGCUGCGACGACGCCGCGUGGCCGCUCUUCGGCCGCCUGGAGGGCGCCGUGCGGGAGGGCGUCCACCGGGGUCGCGGGGCCUUCUGCGGCGACCCAUCCCAGGACGCGAAAGUGGACUUCAUGAAAGCCAUGCACAGUUACGCCCAAGUGACGGCGAGAGCGGUGGCGACGGCCUUCGACUUGUCCGCCUUCAAGACCGCCUGCGACCUCGGAGGCUGUACCGGUACCAUAGCGCUGGAAAUUGCCAGAGCUCACCCCGGCGUGUCUGUGACGGUGUUUGACUUACCGGCCGUCGUGGAAUUGAUUCCGCAUUUCCACUCGCCCGCCCCUCCUCCGGACAGGAUCACGUUUGUCGCAGGAGACUUCUUCGAAGACGUUUUACCCAAAGCGGACUUGUACAUCCUCUCCAGGAUUCUGCACGACUUGUCGGACGAGAGAGCGCACCUCCUGCUGGGCAGAAUCGCGGCAGCGUGCACGCCAGGUCGCGGGCUGCUGCUGAGCGAGAUCUUGCUGGACGGGAGCAGGACCGGGCCGAGCCGCGGGCUGCUGCAGGCCCUCGGCAUGGGCGAAGGCCGGCAGAGGAGCGCCGACGAGUACGCGCAGCUUUUGAAGAGCCACGCCUUCGUGGUCAGCGGCGUCAGACGCACGGGCAACCUGCUGGACGCCAUGCUCUGCGUCAAAGUCUGAGCCCGCUUCGGCGACCCACCCCAAAGCCGGAUCUCACUGCAAGUGCACCGUGAAGCGGAUUUCGUGAGCCGCACACCUCAAUUCCGUACUUUAUCCUUUAAAUGAUGGCCGCGCACCACUCGUGUACCCUUUUUGCCACCACAUUAAAUAGUUCACACACUUGAGCAUA